Orbicella faveolata is the source of this 2834-nucleotide messenger RNA. RefSeq names its product Golgi-associated plant pathogenesis-related protein 1-like. NCBI's taxonomy places the organism in Eukaryota, Metazoa, Cnidaria, Anthozoa, Scleractinia, Merulinidae. Gene Ontology annotation, cellular component: extracellular region. The record is from RefSeq and is a predicted model, not a curated record.
GACAACCGUAACAGAAACCUAGUAAAAAACCUAAUUAAAAAAGGUCCGUUGCUGGUGGGCAAGGCAGGUUGGGACAAUAAAACCCUGGAAGAAAGAGUGGACUUUCACAGAUCGCGCCAAAUUGACUCCGUCAAACUACAAGUGGAAGCUCUAUUCAUCGGCCAUCUUCACGUCAUAAAGGUCUAAGACAUGAAGUCCUUCAGGAUUUUGGUGUUUUCAAUAUUCUGCUACCUGGCUGUAGCCGAUUACAGGCGAGACGCUCUGGAACAGCACAAUAGCCUUCGAGCCAUUCAUGAUGCACCUGCAAUGAGGCUCAGCAGUUCUUUGAAUGCACGUGCUGACCAGUACGCGCGGCAGCUGUUCAACAGGUUCCGUUGCUCCGGUGACCUUAAGCAUUCUGACACCCCGGACGAGGGAGAAAAUCUCGCCAGUGGUUGGACGACUGCAAAUGUACCUGAAGCCAGAAGUGUUCAAGAUGCCGUAAAAUCAUGGUAUGAUGAGGUGUGCCAGUAUAAUUUCAACGUGCAUAGAUACCAGAGCGGCCUAGGGCACUUCACCCAGAUAAUUUGGAAAGCAUCUACGGAGCUUGGCAUCGGCAAAUACACUGGAAGAAGCGGACGGCGGACCUGCACAUAUAUUGUAGCUCGAUACAAAGAUGCUGGAAACGUGAACAGCCCCAGGUACUUUCGACGCAAUGUUUCCAAAGGUUCUUUCCGUGAAUCCUAUUGCAACACGAUAGCGGAUAAAUCUGUGGGUGGAGACAAGUACAUUGAUGCUCCGGAGGGUUCGACCGACCAUACAGAUUAUAGGCAAGAUGCAUUGGACCAGCACAAUGGUCUUCGCCGUAUUCACGAAGCUCCUCCCAUGACACUCGACGAUUCAAUGAGUGACGCUGCAAAGGAUUUCGCGCACAAAUUGUUCAAGCAGGGGCAUUUAAAGCAUUCGGAUAAGGACUCCCGUCCGGGGCAGGGUGAAAACCUGUUCUAUGGGUGUUCAACUGCAGCAGAAGGUAUAACCGUCCAAGACGCAGUGAAAGCAUGGUAUCCCCUUUGUAUGCCUUUUAAUGAAAAAAGACGAGAUCAUCGUAUUAACAGGUUGCCCGCAAAGAGGGGCUCCACUGUACACUUCUUCAAAAUUAGGGCGAGUCGAUUUUUUUGCAGGUACGAUGAAGUGUGCGACUUCAACUUUAGCGACCAUUCGUCGCAGGGUGUCACUGGGCAUUUUACUCAGGUAGUGUGGAAGGCCUCGACGGAACUCGGCAUUGGUAAAUACACAGGAAAAAAAGGACUUUGGACCUGCACAUACGUUGUUGCUCGUUACAAGCCAGCUGGGAACUACCCAACAAAGCUUGAAGACAAUGUUUGUAAGGGAUCUUUUAGUUCAUCUCCGUAUUGUGAUACCGUAAGGGAUAAGUCCCUGGGAGAGGAGGAAUACCUGGAUAUCCCGGAAGGCUCGACGGGCGGUGGUUCCACCGAUUAUAGGCAAGAUGCAUUGGACCAGCACAAUGGUCUUCGCCGUAUUCACGAAGCUCCUCCCAUGACACUCGACGAUUCAAUGAGUGACGCUGCAAAGGAUUUCGCGCACAAAUUGUUCAAGCAGGGGCAUUUAAAGCAUUCGGAUAAGGACUCCCGUCCGGGGCAGGGUGAAAACCUGUUCUAUGGGUGUUCAACUGCAGCAGAAGGUAUAACCGUCCAAGACGCAGUGAAAGCAUGGUAUCCCCUUUGUAUGCCUUUUAAUGAAAAAAGACGAGAUCAUCGUAUUAACAGGUUGCCCGCAAAGAGGGGCUCCACUGUACACUUCUUCAAAAUUAGGGCGAGUCGAUUUUUUUGCAGGUACGAUGAAGUGUGCGACUUCAACUUUAGCGACCAUUCGUCGCAGGGUGUCACUGGGCAUUUUACUCAGGUAGUGUGGAAGGCCUCGACGGAACUCGGCAUUGGUAAAUACACAGGAAAAAAAGGACUUUGGACCUGCACAUACGUUGUUGCUCGUUACAAGCCAGCUGGGAACUACCCAACAAAGCUUGAAGACAAUGUUUGUAAGGGAUCUUUUAGUUCAUCUCCGUAUUGUGAUACCGUAAGGGAUAAGUCCCUGGGAGAGGAGGAAUACCUGGAUAUCCCGGAAGGCUCGACGGGCGGUGGUUCCACCGGCCAUUGACGCGACUUUUUGUCUCUUCUCGAAAGUCUCAUUAAUGGCAAUCUUAAUUUAAUUGACGAUUUACUUCAAUGACAUACAAUAUACUAGCAACAAAAUACUAAUACCAUGAGCUAAAGCCAAUAAUACACGCAGAGACUUGCCGCUAUGCUGUAUAACGAACACUCUUUGCCACUCAAUAUUCAAAUGAAAGAAGAAGUUUAAUAAAGGCACGCCGAAGUUGAACCUAUGUUCUUUUCUCAACAUGUUUGUGUACAAAUAGUCAACCGAGGAUACUAUUACAUUCUUGUGGCCGGACAGUGGAGGAGAUCUGCUUUAAACAAUUGGGCACUUAAUUCUGAAGUAGAGAAAUAGGUUUUAAAGAAGGGUGCCUCCAAAAGAAAAUUGGCAUUUUGUUGUGGAUUAUUAUCUCACAAAAUCAUUAUAUAUUUAGAUCCUUGUGGAACAUUCUGAACCAAGAGAGACAUUUUAUUACCCCAGGGGGGUUUCCAUAUAAAGAGGGCGGGAGUGCUCGACUUACCUUACAGGGAUAAAAAGCGGACAUGGUACCUCUUGGGGUGUUCAGACUCAAAAGGUCCCACAGCAAGUGCUUCCAUGGUACCUUUAAGGGUAUUGAGCCAGAAAAGGUCUGUGUCAGAUAAUGUGUUGCUUUAGAAUUAGUACCUCUUAGGGGUUAAAGCAAU